UUUUCACUUUACGAUAGCUGCGGAGCGAUAGGAAGAACCAGAAAAGCGGCGGCUCCAGUCUUGUGCCUGAAUCACAUUCGGUUGAGAUGGCCGGACCAUCAAACUCUGACUCGAAGGGCCUCCUCUACGGAGAAUACCUCAAGCUAGAUCAGCUCCUGAGCUGUCAGGAUCCUGUUUCCAGGGACAACGAAAAUGUUCAUGAUGAACACUUAUUUAUCAUCACUCACCAAGCCUACGAACUUUGGUUCAAGCAAAUCCUCGUCGAACUCGAUUCGAUCCGUCCGCUAUUCGAUGGAGAAGUGGUCGAAGAGGCAAAUAUGUUGCUCAUUACGCAACGUCUUAAUCGAAUCGUCUUGAUAUUGAAGUUGCUCGACGAUCAAGUGGCGAUACUUGAAACCAUGACUCCGCUCGAUUUCCUGGAGUUUCGAAAUUAUUUGGCGCCUGCGUCUGGCUUCCAGAGUCUCCAAUUCCGACUGCUCGAAAACACACUCGGAGUAAAAAAUGAGCAUCGCGUGAACUAUGGGCGCGAUCACUACGUCACUGUUUUCAAAGAUCCGGUGGCUAUCCAGAGAGUCAAAGAAUCACACGAGAAAUCGUCACUGCUUCUCCUAAUCCAGGGUUGGCUCGAGAGGACACCGGGACUGGAAAAGGAUGGCUUCAAUUUCUGGGAGAAGUACAAAGAAGUAGUGACGUCUAUGUUGAACCGAAUGCAAGAGAGGGCUGUUCAGGAUAAUGAUCCAUCACUCCUGGAAACGGUGGCAAGGAAAAGGGAUGUCUUCGAAACAAUUUUCGACGCGACAAUCCACGCGGAACUCGUCCGUCGAGGAGAGCGCCGCUUGUCCCACAAAGCUCUACAGGGAGCUCUGAUGAUCUAUCUGUACCGCGACAAUCCCAGGUUCCAUCAAGCAUUCCAUAUGCUCCAUUUGCUACAGGAUAUAGACUCGCUGAUUACGAAAUGGAGAUACAAUCACGUGCUCAUGGUUCAGAGAAUGAUCGGCUCCUCACUCGCCGGAACAGGAGGCUCAUCCGGUUACCAAUAUCUUAGAUCAACUCUGAGUGAUCGUUACAAGGUGUUCCUUGAUCUGUUCAACCUCGCGACGUUCAUCAUUCCGCGUUCGUGUCUGCCACCGUUGACACCCUCGCUCGCGCGAACCUUGUCUGUGACGGAGAACGUCGACGAAAUCAAGAAGUUCCUAUCCUAGAUGCGGACCGCAUCGAGGGGACCGAUUUCGGAACGUCCAUUGUCGACCGACGGAGAUGUUCCGCUUCAUCGCUUGAUCAAGACCAUGGGAUAUGUUUCGCAACGCGAGGGUACCUAACAGCGCAGCUUGGCCGACCACGAGAACCGAGCAGCAGAUUAUUAAUAAAGCCUCUCCUUUUAUCAAUUU
Molecule: messenger RNA, 1388 nt
Organism: Galendromus occidentalis (western predatory mite)
Lineage: Eukaryota; Metazoa; Arthropoda; Arachnida; Mesostigmata; Phytoseiidae
Gene: v
Product: Tryptophan 2,3-dioxygenase vermilion
Exons: 9
Coding region: 87-1202 (371 amino acids)
Molecular function (GO): metal ion binding; heme binding; L-tryptophan 2,3-dioxygenase activity
Source: RefSeq, a predicted model, not a curated record